AUGCCUCCUAUCAGCCAGGCACAGAUUAUAUGCCAGGGAUGGGUUCUCAAGAAGAGAAGGAAGAAAAUGCAGGGCUUUGCGCGCCGGUACUUUACUCUGCAGCAGUCAGGAUGGCUGUCGUACUCCCUCGAACCCGGGCAACUGAGCCGCGACCAAAUCUUCCUUCCACAGGCAGCAAUAUCAAGCACGCCCGGACGGAGAGACAUUCAUAUCGACUCUAAUAAGGCGACAUUCCACAUCAAGUGUCUCAGCGCGGAUGACUUCAACGUGUGGAUGGCAGCGUUCCGGUUUAUUGUGCGCGAGGUGCCCGGCGCGGCGUCGCUUGGGCGGCGGUCCACGCUCACGAGGACUACACCCCGUGGAGGGCAGUACAGCAGAGUGGGCGUGCUUGUGGACGAGAUUGGAAAUACCAUCACAGAACUCCAGGGCGCGAUAUCUGCCUUGCGGGAAGAGGAUGCUAAGCAGAGGAGCAACUCCACGCGUUCAGGGCCUGGCGGGGACAAGAAAGAUCGGAAGGACCAUGUUCUAGGUCUUUUCAAGAAGGCUGCGCCUACCCACAGUAACCAUUCUGCGAGCGAAGUCUCAAUAGAUACUAGAUCAAUCGACAGUAGUCUAUCUCCCGGAGCUGGGUAUGAGCGCGCUCAAGCCAUUCUGGACGCAUUAAAGAAUCAGCACGCGGCACUGUCCAAAUCCAUACAGCCGCAGUCUUCAAUAGAUUCCCAAUCUUCUGUUGCACAUCCAGGCGGGCUUUCCACCACUGCGGAGGAAGAUGGCGAACGCACACCCACUAGCCCCAGCCAGAAAUUAGCGCGCUCGUCUAUGAUGAGCUCGAACAGCGGUGGCAGCAACAGUGUCUGGUUUGAUGCUCCAGAAGGCGACGGAGCUGAGGAAUACGUAGUGGAUCAUGCGGAUGCGUCACCUGGUGACGAAUCCAAGGGCACCCUAGAGAGGAAGCCGAGUCAUGUUGACAGCCAAGUGGACACGGGCUCUAGCGCAGAAGCCAGCGCGGAGACAGACCAGAAACCGAUCGCUAGACGUACACAAUUACCCUCUCCAAUAGUAGGCGAUGAAGGGAGUCUCUUCCAAGUGCUGAAGAAGAACGUUGGAAAGGACUUGUCACAAGUGGCAAUGCCUGUCUCGUUCAACGAACCCCUAACGCUCUUGCAGAAAAUGGCCGAGGAGCUCGAGUACUAUCAGCUACUGUCUCAAGCUGCCAACGCACAAGACCCAGUAGAUCGAAUGUGCUUCGUAGCAGCAUUUGCUGUGUCGACAUAUGCAAAUACGAAGUAUCGGACGGGCCGAAAGGGGUUUAAUCCAAUGCUGGCAGAGACCUUCGAGGAUCCAAGGAUGAAGUUCAUUUCGGAGAAGGUGUCCCACAAUCCCGUCAUUCUCGCGUAUCAUGCGGAGGGCGAAGGCUGGGAACUCUGGGCGACAUCUAGUGGAAAGACCAAGUUCUGGGGCAAGAGCUUAGAGAUCAUACCCCAGGGCACCAUACAUCUCAAGAUUGGUGACCAACACUAUCAAUGGACUAGACCGUCGUCAUUCAUGCGGAACUUGAUGAUGGGCACAAAAUACCUAGAACAUUGUGGCAAGAUGGUGAUCGAAAACACGACAGCUGGCGGUCGCUGCACCCUUGACUUCAAAGAGGGUGGCUACUGGGGACCUGUCAAUAUGGUCGCGGGAACAGUUGUUUCCGCAUCAGGCGAGACAAAGGCACAGUUGGAGGGCAAGUGGGACGAGCAAAUGGCACGGAAACUCGACUCGUCGUACCUCCAAGUCCUUUGGCGAAUGAUACCCUUCCCCAAGAACGCCCCAGAUUACUACGGCUUCACCUCAUUCGGCAUCACGCUGAAUGAGGUGACGCCAGAUGUGGAAGGUCGUCUUCCGCUCACAGACUCGCGGCAUCGGACUGAUGUUCGGGCCUUGGAGGAAGGUGACCUCGAUAGCGCCGAGGAGGAAAAGAAGCGGAUAGAAGAAGCCCAGCGGGAGAGGCGGCGGCGGGGGGAAGAUCGGCAACCACGCUGGUUCAAGCAGGUUGGAGACGAGUGGGUAUAUGCGGGAGGAUAUUGGGAGCAGCGAGAGCGAGGAUGGAAAGACGUCGAAGCCUUGUGGUGA
Messenger RNA from Postia placenta MAD-698-R-SB12, 2115 nucleotides. RefSeq lists its product as hypothetical. Gene Ontology annotation, molecular function: sterol binding. Lineage: Eukaryota; Fungi; Basidiomycota; Agaricomycetes; Polyporales; Adustoporiaceae. The coding region runs from base 1 to 2115 and encodes 704 amino acids. The record is from RefSeq and is a predicted model, not a curated record. The transcript has 10 exons. Gene Ontology annotation, cellular component: cytosol; plasma membrane; perinuclear endoplasmic reticulum. Gene Ontology annotation, biological process: maintenance of cell polarity; endocytosis; piecemeal microautophagy of the nucleus.